AUGGCCAGAGGAUCAGUGAAAUCCCUGGGUUCGAAGAAAAUGGGUUCCCUUUCACGGUUUCAAAGACUACCUAAGAACUCGUUGACUCAAAGUGAUAGUUUGAAUACAACAGCUGAUCUUCAAAGCCACAUCAUAGACAAAAUAAGCGCUCCCAUCGUUAAAAGAUCGAAGAAUGGAAUUGAAGACAAAAAUGCGUUUGAAAAGAAAAAAGAGGUUCUCAGGAUUCACUUGCACCACAUCUCCAUCAUCAAUAAAAACAUAUCCUUACCUGUUCCUUUUUUAAGCAUAUGGCCUAACAGCCUGUACCUCAUAGUUGACCUUCCGUCUAAAACCAGGUUUCAGAUUCCCUUCAAAUCUCUGAGCCAGAUAUACAUGUCUGAAGAUGAAAAGAAUUUUGUGAUUCUGUUUCGUAAGACUGAAGUGCUCAGCAAACAGAUCUUCGGGGAAUUACUAGACGAGGACACGAAAACAAAUCGAAUAUGGCUUUUCCUAGAUCCCGAGACUGACGUUCAAGACGUGGCAAAACUGAAACAGUUAUUUCGCCAAUUGUGCAAGAUAUAUCUGGUUAAAUUGCAUCUAAUGAACUUUGCUGACUUGCAGCAGUAUUUUAAGAACGAAGUGAACGAACCAAAAGUCCCCAAAAUAUCCACAACAAAUUUUUAUUCUAACCUGGCUGAUGAGGAUAGUAGGAUCACUCGAGCUAGGCGGAAGAAGAUUAACGAAGAGCAACCCACGGAAAUUGACUUAGCCACUGAAGACGGUGAAGACCUGGAUACAAAACUCUCCUCCAAAUUGACACACCAACCAACGAAAGAAUCUAAAAGUAAAACCCCUCUUCCCGUUGUUGCCGAUGAAGAAAUAGGAGAAGGCAAACAAUUGGUAUUGACCCAUCAGUUAUGUUACCAGUUCAAGGAUUCUCGCAAGAUUGUCAUAAACAAUUCUGAUUUCAAAUGUCUUUACAACAAUAAUUGGAUUAACGACAACGUAAUUGAUUUUUUUCUCAAGUAUUACGUCCAGGAUUUCAAUGAAGCUCGCGUGGAACUGUUUUCCUGUUUUCUAUAUUCAAAACUGAUUACGCCCAAUCAUUCGGUUUUAUCAGUGUAUGACAAUGUGAAAAACUGGUUUCGAAACAACGAUACACUUUUUGAAAAUGAUUUUGUUAUUAUUCCUAUCAAUCACAAUUAUCACUGGUUUUGUAUUAUAAUCCAAAACCUGAAGAAUAUAGUCAACGGGAAAUACCUAUCAAAGGAUAUUCAUAAUUUUGAGAGACCAUACUUGUACGUUUUGGAUUCUCUGAAGCAAUCUCAUGGACCUGCAACGAAAGCAAUUAGGCUUUUUCUUGCGGGUUAUGCAAAAGAAAAACUGCAUUUGGAUAUUAAUACCCAACUGAUAAAGACCAGAACAUUGAAUGUAUUAUUGCAGAACAAUUUCAAUGACUGUGGUUUACAUCUCAUAUUCAACAUCUGUAAGUUUACAACCAAGCAUACACUUUUCAUGGAUCUGAUCAAGUCCAGAUUAUCUGGAAGCUCAGAUACGAACAGAAUAACCACCGAGUUAUUUCCAGUUUCCGGGAUGCGCACUAUCAGAAAGGACCUGAGAGAUAUCAUACUAUCAUUAUUAAAGCAAAAUCUUCAUGAUAGGAACUUUCCUCAAGAAGACGUCGAAAAAGUUGGGCAAGUCAUGAAUGGUGAUUUGAAAAAUGGUUGCAUUGAUUCGGAAGGGGCUGCGUCUUUCAGUGAAAGAGUAGUGGAUCAAACUGAUGAUUUGGAAAUCUUAGAUGGUGAUCCUGCCAUGAUUGAAUCUCAAAUACCGUUUUUGUUACAAAAAGAGGCUGAACUUAAGAACACAGAGCAUUAA
Molecule: messenger RNA, 1857 nt
Organism: Komagataella phaffii GS115
Lineage: Eukaryota; Fungi; Ascomycota; Pichiomycetes; Pichiales; Pichiaceae
Exons: 1
Coding region: 1-1857 (618 amino acids)
Biological process (GO): protein desumoylation
Cellular component (GO): cytoplasm; nucleus
Molecular function (GO): SUMO-specific endopeptidase activity
Source: RefSeq, a predicted model, not a curated record